Molecule: messenger RNA, 1539 nt
Organism: Podarcis muralis (Common wall lizard)
Lineage: Eukaryota; Metazoa; Chordata; Lepidosauria; Squamata; Lacertidae
Source: RefSeq, a predicted model, not a curated record
CUUAACCUGAAGUACCACUGUAUUUUUCUUUUCUUUUUUAAAAAAAGGGCUGAGGUUUUAUUUUUAUUUUUUAAUACCGCUCCACCCACAUCCCUCGAUUACAUCAAAAAUAAAGCCCAGUACGACCGCCCUGAUACAAAUCGAUGAUUUGACUCCUCCCUCUUUCUUCACAGUUUGGCUUCUACCUGACGCGCCCAUUCUGAUUCUGGAUGCGGCUUUGAUGUGGCUCCAUCGCAGUGGUCCACCCCCUGCUACGUUGUCAACGCCGGCCCCCUCGACGGGAGCCCAGAUGCCUCCUUCCUCUGUGGCCUCCCCACUCAGCGAGUGUGGCAGCUGCCUGCUGAUCAUGACAGGCAUCGCCUUCGUUGCCGGCCUUUUCAUCGUGAUCUCGGCCAUCCUCUGCGACCGGGUCUUCCGUGGGUCCCUGCCCUCAGAAAGAAGGGGGCUGCCGUCUGUCUGGAGGCAAGGCGGGACGCUGUGGAUCGAGCCUUCCAGGAGCCGCAGGGAGCCAGAUCUCCUAUCUAGGCCGUCAGAAACGGUGCCCCUUUGGAUCCAGCGCUCAAACGACUGGUUUCUGGAGCAAGGGAGCUGCGAUUCCCCCGAAGAUACCCAGAUGGAGACGCAGAGCCCAAGCAGCUCUGCCCCUUUCUGGGAUGACGGCGAACCCACCUGGCGGAUCCAGCCACGCGUCACCCUGCAGGACCUAGAGAGCUUUUUCCAGCACAGCGGUCGGGGUACCUAGAGUAUUCCGUGCCUGGUUUCACUUAAGGCGCCCAAGACCUUCCCUGCCCACUCCACUCCUUCCUGAAUCCAAGAAAGCUCAAAGGUCACUGUGGGGUGUGAGAUGGAAAAUUUCACUCUUGGGGUGUUAGGGCUUGGGUGGGAGUGUGUGGGAAAUGGGCAAGAAAACAUCUGGGGGGGUUUUUAAUACCCUGCUGGUUGGUGUAAACAUAGGCUAUGAUUAAAGGACACCGGGAAGGAGAAUUCUGGGACCAAGGAGUUAACGUCUCAGUGUGCUGGAGAAGGAGGCAAAAAUGGAAAGUUGUUUUUUUAAAAAAAUAAGUAAUGAGAAAACCCACAGACGUUUUGCUUCAUCAAAUACCCAUUUUUAAAGCUUUCCAACAUGACUCAUUUCAUACAUCUCCCAUGCAAAAUAUGCCAUUUCGGCUUAAAGGGUUGGGGCCCUCUGGUUUCCUACAAGUGACCAGCCCUUAAGGACUUCCUCCCCGCACAUUAAACUGCCCAAACAGGAAGAUCGUACGGUCACAGUGGGCUUCAGAGCUCAACUAGACCAACCCGCUGCUGAUGCAGGAUGAAAGCAGGCUUUCAAAAACUGCAACUGUGCGUCUGACAUGCGCAAGAGUGAAUGUGGCAACGAAGCAAAAUGGUGGAUGUUUUGUAAUGGUUCUUGUCCUCUUGGCAGUUUAUGCUAAUAUGCUGAUUUAAAAAAAAUAUGGUUGACCUGCGGCUUGUUUUAUAUUGUAUUACAGUAGGCAGCAUUUUAAGUUUGUAUAGAAAAUAAUAAAUAAUUUAAAAUAA